UUUAGAUAUAAAGAAAAAAAACGCGUUGAACACAGACGCGCCUCAUUUACAUGUAUAUAUAAUUAGAAGAGACAAUUACACAGUAUCUGUGAUCGUUCAGAGCUUUUAUUAAUCGAUCAAAAAUGAAUAUAAAAAAUUCACGCGACACAAGAACUGACUGAUUUAAUGUACAAAAGUUCAUUUAACAAUUUUCAUUUAUACAAGUCGACAAUUUCAUUCAAGUCCUGUGGUACCAUAUUGUUACGUUCCGAGGUUACGCAAGGCUUGUUUGAGGUAAACGAUACCCGGAGUAAUUCCUCGUGUGAUGAUCUUUAUUGCCGCCCCUUCGUCUUUUUACAUUCACUCCUUGACUCAUCGUUCGUCAUUAAUUGGCAUGAAGAAUAUUUUCGUUCGAUCGGUGUGUGUGCUUCUUGUUCCAGCAAAAUAUGAUUUGGAUACUUUCGAUUGUUAGGUAGAAAAUGACCUCAAUUAAUAGCGAUGCCAACUUCAAGGAAGAAACAAAGUUCAAAGUCGCCGAAGAAUUUGACACGUAUACUCUGCUCGACGAGGACGAUGAAAAUGAGAAUUUCGAUAUGGUGCUCUUGAGCGUGCCUCCAGGAUGGCCUCACAAUAAAGCGAGACUUAUCUGUAAGGCUUGUCUUGAGCUCAUGGACGAAACGAUAAAUGAUCUCGAGGCCAACCAGUUGACGCCUACUCAUGUUGUAGACAAUGAUAAAGUUAACGAAAUAGUAAACAUGCAACCAGAAUACGACGAAACGAUAGACGAAAGGCUGCCAGAGACGGUGACGUUGCUCAAAACACCAGAUGGAGGGAAAUUGUACUUGAUAGGCACGGCACAUUUUAGUGUCGAAAGCCAGAAUGACGUUGCAACGAUCAUUCGAGCUGUACAGCCUCACGUAGUCGCGGUCGAACUGUGUAGACACAGAGUGCAAAUCAUGCAGUUUAACGAGGAAGCUCUCUAUGAGAAUGCGGCGAAUUUCGAUUUUCAUACUGUAGUAGAUAUGCUGAGAGAAUUCGGGUUGUACAAGGGACUCAUGCAUAUUGUGUUGAGCCGAAAGGUAGCCGAUAUCGUGAAGCAAUUAGGAAUGCCACCGGGUGGCGAGUUCCGCACCGCGUUUGAAGAGGCGAAAAAGGUUCCCAAUUGUAUGAUUCAUUUGGCGGAUCGUUCGAUCGACAUAACUUUCCAACGUACGUUGUGUCAACUGACUUGGUGGGAAAUUAUAAAACUCCUGUGGAUGGUAGUACGACUGGACGCUCGUAUCAGUAAGGAGGACGUGGAGAGGUUCAAAGGGAAACAUCUGAUAGCCGAAAUGGUCACGAAGUUGAAGGAAGAAUUCCCGUCUAUAGAAAGAACGUUUAUCAGGGAAAGAGAUGUGUACCUAGCGUACUCUCUUCAAGUGUCCACGCAACGGGCUAUACUAAAACCAGACGUCACUGAACCGUUGAGAAUCGUCGCAGUCGUUGGUAUAGGGCACGUUACUGGGAUCACGGAACUUUGGGGAAACGUGAAGACCGAUGACAUAAGGCCUAUCAUGCGAGUGCCUCCUCAAGCGUGGUCGACCAAGAUAUUGAAAUAUACGAUUAAAGCUUCGUUGCUGGGAGUGAUUCUUUACAUGGGAUAUAGAUUCAUACCGUUGCCUAAAAGCAGCGCGUUGCAAACGAUGAGAUCGUCGAUCGUGGGUCUGUUGGACGUCAGUGGUCGAAAUUAAACUAGAACAGCUAAGAGGA
This is a messenger RNA of Ceratina calcarata, 1728 nucleotides long. Its product is annotated as traB domain-containing protein. The transcript has 6 exons. NCBI's taxonomy places the organism in Eukaryota, Metazoa, Arthropoda, Insecta, Hymenoptera, Apidae. The record is from RefSeq and is a predicted model, not a curated record. Bases 459 to 1709 code for a protein of 416 amino acids.